AUGUCUCAGGCUGAAUUUGACAAAGCUGCUGAGGAGGUGAAGCAACUCAAGACCCAGCCAACGGACGAGGAGAUGCUGUUCAUCUACAGCCACUUCAAACAAGCCACCGUGGGCGACGUAAACACAGAGCGGCCUGGGCUGUUGGACCUCAAAGGCAAGGCCAAGUGGGACUCAUGGAAUAAGCUAAAAGGGACUUCCAAGGAGAGUGCCAUGAAAGCCUAUGUGGAAAAAGUAGAAGAGCUAAAGAAGAAAUACGGAAUAUAAAAGACCGGAUUUGGCUGCCAGCCACACGUGUGACCUGAGAAGACAGAAUGCCUUGGUUUUUUUCUAAUGUAGAUGAUACGGCUCUGAUAAGUUAGGGCCAGAAUUAAUCAUUGAUCCUCCUCCCUGUGUAGUUUUUACCUGAAAUCAUUAAAAGUACAUUUGUUACUCUAUA
This is a messenger RNA of Acomys russatus (golden spiny mouse), 436 nucleotides long. RefSeq names its product diazepam binding inhibitor, acyl-CoA binding protein (gene Dbi). The transcript has 4 exons. The record is from RefSeq and is a predicted model, not a curated record. NCBI's taxonomy places the organism in Eukaryota, Metazoa, Chordata, Mammalia, Rodentia, Muridae. Gene Ontology annotation, cellular component: mitochondrion. Gene Ontology annotation, biological process: fatty acid metabolic process. Gene Ontology annotation, molecular function: fatty-acyl-CoA binding. Bases 1 to 264 code for a protein of 87 amino acids.